Closterium sp. Naga37s-1 is the source of this 480-nucleotide messenger RNA. The record is from the annotation of a GenBank genome assembly. Lineage: Eukaryota; Viridiplantae; Streptophyta; Zygnematophyceae; Desmidiales; Closteriaceae.
AUGCUGCGCCAAACAUGUUCUCAGUUGUUGCACGCCUGGGUGCCUUUAUUACUGGAGUGGUUCACCGCCAUGAACCCAGGUAUCAACUGCUCUGCUCUCCUUCCUAAGGGUCGCAACCUCGUGGUGAAAGAGCUUCUGUCAAAUUGUUCUGCCUUCUACUACGUCCAGCCUGCCGACACAUGCUCGUCCGUGGCUCAGUUUCUCAACAUCACCGAGAAGAGCCUGCAGCAACUCAACCCCAGUGUUAGCUGCUCCUCUCGCCUCCUUGCCUUCCGCUCCCUGUGUGUGGAGCGCAACCCAUCCAAGGCCAGGCCGAAAUGUGUGAAGGUGAAGGAUCUCGGCCGAGUGGUGGACUUCAAGCAGGUGGCGGCAUCCAAUGGAGUCACCAUGGUGGACCUCUGCAGGCUCAACCCCUGGAUCUCCUUCCGCGAUUCCCAGAGCAACAAGGGUAGUCUUUGUGUGGCUGCUUCCUAUGGGUAA